This is a messenger RNA of Coregonus clupeaformis (lake whitefish), 2805 nucleotides long. RefSeq names its product 26S proteasome non-ATPase regulatory subunit 3-like. The transcript is spliced from 12 exons. NCBI's taxonomy places the organism in Eukaryota, Metazoa, Chordata, Actinopteri, Salmoniformes, Salmonidae. Gene Ontology annotation, biological process: regulation of protein catabolic process; ubiquitin-dependent protein catabolic process. The record is from RefSeq and is a predicted model, not a curated record. Gene Ontology annotation, cellular component: proteasome complex; proteasome regulatory particle, lid subcomplex. The coding region runs from base 93 to 1637 and encodes 514 amino acids. Gene Ontology annotation, molecular function: enzyme regulator activity; protein binding.
UAUUGUCAGCAUCAACUAGUAUGGUAUGUCCCCCAUAAUCCUUUGCGCGUUACAAUAGUUGCCAGUCAUUCUGCCGACGAGACGAAUACAGUAUGAAAGAGACAACAGCCAAGAGACGCGAGAAACCCAAGGACUCCAAAGCUGAGAAACAGAAGGAUGCGGGCCCCGUGCCACAGGAUGUGGAGAUGCCGGAGGAAGACUCGGCUACUGCAGAAAAGAAACCCAAGGAACUUGAUACCCUCACACUAGAUGACAUCAAGGAGCAUGUGAAGCAGAUAGAGAAGGCUGUGUCGGGCAAGGAGCCUCGCUUUGUGCUGAGGGCCCUGCGCGCCCUGCCCUCGACCAGCCGCCGCCUCAACCCCAACGUGCUGCACAAGGCUGUGUCUGGCUUCUACACCUCCAACGCCGCCGGCAAGGAGUUCCUACUCAGCUUCCUGGAGGAGCCCAUGGACACCGAGGGAGAUGUCCAGUUCAGGCCCCGUACAGGGAAGGCAGCUGCCACCCCCCUGAUCCCUGAGGCGGAGGCCUACCUGCAGCUGCUCCUGGUGGUUUACCUCACCAACAACAAACGCUACACAGAGGCCCAGAAGGUGUCAGACGAGCUCUUGCAGAAGAUCGGCCCUCAGAACCGGCGGGCUCUGGACCUGGUGGCCGCUAAGUGUUACUACUACCACUCCCGCGUCUACGAGUUCCUCAACCAGCUGGACACCGUGCGUAGUUUCCUGCACACGCGUCUGAGGACGGCCACCUUGCGGCACGACGCCGACGGCCAGGCCACGCUGCUCAACCUGCUGCUGAGGAACUACCUGCAGUACAACCUGUACGACCAGGCUGAGAAGCUGGUGUCCAAGUCAGUCUUCCCCGAACUGGCCAACAACAAUGAGUGGGCCCGCUACCUCUACUACACCGGUCGUAUCAAGGCCAUCCAGCUGGAGUACACAGAGGCCAGGAGGACCCUGACCAACGCCCUGAGGAAGGCCCCCCAACACACAGCUGUGGGCUUCAAACAGACAGUCCACAAGUUGCUGAUUGUGGUGGAGCUGUUGCUUGGGGAGAUCCCAGACAGGCUGCAGUUCCGCCAGGCUCCCCUGAAGCGAUCCUUAGCGCCCUACUUCCUGCUCACUCAGGCCGUUAGGACGGGUAACCUGGCCAAGUUCAACCAGGCCCUGGAUCAGUUUGGAGAGAAGUUCCAGGCAGACGGCACCUACACCUUGAUCAUCCGCCUUCGACACAAUGUCAUCAAGACAGGUGUGCGUAUGAUCAGCCUGUCAUACUCACGUAUAUCCCUGGCAGACAUCGCUCAGAAGCUGCAGCUGGACAGUCCAGAGGAUGCUGAGUUCAUAGUGGCCAAGGCUAUCCGUGAUGGAGUGAUUGAGGCCAGCAUCAACCAUGAGAAGGGCUAUGUUCAGUCUAAAGAGACCAUGGACAUCUACGGUACCAGGGAGCCCCAGCUGGCCUUCCACCAGAGGAUCUCCUUCUGCCUGGACAUACACAACAUGUCUGUCAAGGCCAUGAGGUUUCCACCCAAGGCUUACAACAAGGACCUAGAAUCAGCAGAGGAGCGCAGAGAGCGGGAGCAGCAGGACCUGGAGUUUGCCAAGGAGAUGGCUGAAGAUGAUGACGACAGUUUCCCAUGAUCCUCUGAGAGAAGCGAGUGCAAGGAUGCCUUGUUGUUUUUCCCUUUCCUCCCUACUCCCUCCCUCUUAUAAUUUUUUUUGUUUGUUUCUCUUCAGGCACAAGGCCAUUAUAACAUUUUAUAAGUAUGUUACAAUUCUAACAUACAGUCAGAACACCACAAUUCAACCCUACCACUGGUCCUCAUUGUCCCUGUUUUUAGACUUGGUCAUGCGUGUGUCACUGUAAACUUGUCCCCUCUACUUUUUAAGUACUUGCUGGGAGAAGUAUUUGGUGUAUCUGUACUGACUUUGAGGCCAGCACACAAAUAAACAUUCUUUGUCAUUUGAAUUUCUCACUUGGGGAGCACUCAUUUGUACAGUGAAUGUCUGGCAAGCUAAGAGCCGUUUAGCACAGAGCAGCUUGUAUUUGUAAACUUUUCCGUCAGGAAUGAUGUUGGCUCCUUGAUUGUUGUUCUUGCGCAAUGCAAUUAAAUAUCUUGACCGCUGCCCUUUCUAAAAUGCAGAUAUCUGGAAACUUAUAUUUCAAAAUACCUUGAGGAAAUCAAUGAAUGUGUUGGCCCUCUUCAGAACUGUGCAUGUUGUUCAAUGCUCCUGUUCCUUCCUCUGAUUUCUUAACUUAGUUCCCUCUCUUCCUCCUGCCUCAUCACAUAGUUUGCAUCCCAAUUUCCUUUUCUCACGAAGUGUGCGCUUGUUCCCUUCGCUUCAUGGAUUUUAAAGUUAAUGACUGGUAAAAUGUAAACCAGUCAUGGAAUAUAACAGUAAUUUCCUGUCAAAUUCAAGUGAACAAAUGCCCAUGUCAUCACCAAUCCAAUGCUUUUCAAUAUGUUGGAGACUAGUGAACGAGUCACACUUUAGCAGGAAGGAGAGAUUAUUGGGACACAACCACAGAUAUAUUGUACAGUUCAAGGCCCAUUGUAAGGUAAUGAUGGUUGUGGAAAGUCAGUUUAAAGGGAUAUUUUGGCAAUGAGGCAACCAUGCUAGUAGAUACUAAUAGACUUCCAGUCAUUGCGCUAAUGCUAGUUAGCAUUGGCUCGUGAAACUACCUAUUAGUAGAUAAAGGGCCUCAUUGUCAAAAUCCCGAAGUAUCCCUUUAAUUCAUACACUAACAAUUGUCAUUGCAUCUAUGAAAAUAAAAAAUGUUUGGCUUUGGUGAAGGGUGACAGUAGAA